Messenger RNA from Salvelinus sp. IW2-2015, 2885 nucleotides. The record is from RefSeq and is a predicted model, not a curated record. NCBI's taxonomy places the organism in Eukaryota, Metazoa, Chordata, Actinopteri, Salmoniformes, Salmonidae.
AUGUCGAUAGMGAUGCCAAGKUCACCGACCAGCAUGCAGGCCCGACCACCGAGGCCGAGGAGCCGAGCAGCAAAWGUAWUAGCCGCCCAUCCCCCWCGCGCCCUGCUGACCAACAAGAUCGAGAAAAGCACCAGCAGCACGAGGGUUAGCGGCAUCAACACAGCUAUGAGCAGGAAGAGGGAGCACCGUGUUCUUGUCAUGGUAGUCGCUAUGGUGCUAGUGUACCUGAUGUGCUGGGUGCCCUACGGGGUCAUGGCCUUGCUGGCCACCUUCGGACGCCCCAGCCUGGUCACCCCUGAGGCCAGCAUCGUGCCGUCGGUCUUGGCCAAAACCAGCACGUUCAUCAACCCCGUUAUCUAUAUCUUCAUGAACAAGCAGUUCUACAGGUGCUUCCGAGCCCUGCUGAGGUGCCAAGAGCCCCAGAGGGGUUCCAGCGUCAGGAGCUCCUCCAAGGCGCCGACCAAAGCUGUCCGUGGUGGCACCCACAAAACCAACGACAACAACAUCACCUUCGAGGUGGCCUCCCUCGGGCAGCCCACCAGCGUCGUCCCCCAGCUGGGGAACGCAACUGUGUACGCAGCCGUCCCCGCUUCCUCUGACAUGGUCAAGCCCAACAUGGUGUCGCUAGUGGCCCACUACAACGGCGAAGGUCUGGGGCCGUCAGGGGUUACGACCUCUAGGAACCAAUUACAGGGAGGGGAGGUGGAUCCAGAGGGGCCGUCAAAGUGGAUUUAGUGCUGUUAUGAGGCUUGCCUCUUGCCAGUAUGAUGGACAGGAGGCAUAGAGGGAAAUCUUUGAAAGCCUCCUGACUCUUCGGAAGUGGAGCCACAGGAGCUACUAGUCCGUCUUGAGGACGGGCUCUGCACAAUGUUAUACAUAUUUUCGCCAUUUACCAUCUCAAAUACGCCUAUGGACUGAGAGUGGGGAGAAAAGGGUGUGAAAAAACCCUGUUAUUUUGUACCAUUUCUAAUGUUUUGUCGAAUAUAUUAGUUCUAUGAAAUGUCAUGAUGUGACUUCCCCAUCUGUACCUUUACAGUACAAAGAUAAAGAGAGAUGAAGAGUGCAUUUUUGUGUUGAUCUGAGAUUGUAAUCACAGAUUGAGGAAACUCAAUUAUUGUAUUCAAGUAUUUUCAGGAGACAGUUUUCAAAAGUGUCAAGAUGACAAAGCGCUAAUGACAAAAAAACAACAAACACAAGGUAAUGAUGGGAUUGUACUGUUAAUGAUUUUUUUGAUUUUAUUGAUUGCUGAACUCAGCAGUUCCAUCACUCAAACGUAUUCAAUUGUAGCCAGUCACGUAUAUAAUUUGUGUCAUAAACAUAGGUAGRAUGUGUCUGGCAUAUAUAUUUCUUUUGAAAAACAUACAAAAAGUACAAAAAGCUGCAUAUGAAUCUGGAGGUCCACGGUACUGUUGGUUUUCUUUUCUCCCUGGUGGUUAAUUGAUUGAUUAAUGUAACUUAUUUGCCAGAGAUUCCACUCACUGUGUUAGGUCGCAAUCAGUCCCUGAUUAUUUCUGGCCUUGUAGUCUGGAUCUGAGAAAAGGGGAUCUAAUCUGUUCUGACAAAAAUGUUGUAUUUUGUUUUUUACAAUAUGUUAUGUUGGGUCUGUAGGCACUGCAAUCCUCAAGUGACUUGAAUAGAGCCCUGCUAUGUAAUAUAAACUAGUUUGAACAACUUUACAGCAUAAUGUACAAUAGUUUGUUCCUUUUCAUGUGAAAUAUGAUGGCCCGUGUUGUGAUUCAGGGCCUGCAAAUAGCUAGGUGUCCAGCCAAAAUGUGUGGCUUACUGUAGCUAUGGCUAGAUAUCACCUAUCAUACUAAAUUAGGCUUGCUAGRGUUAGCAUGUGCGACACUCACCGCCCAUCAUCUUGAUUGGUGUUCAGCAUCUACCCAUUUUAAUAAUACCACUACAUCCCUGGCUUUAUGUCUAGCCAGUUUGUGUGACCCCCCCAUUUGGUCAACACAAUUGACAUCCCGAUUUAAGCCUAAAAUUAUGCGAAAUGAUUGUAAAUUGCUUUAAACGGCAGAGGCCUCAUCUAUAUAGAAAGCAUGUUACACAGGACUGGUAGAGCAUGUGCUCUUGAGAUAUUGUACUGUAGCCUUAAGUCUUACAAAAUGUACUGUGUACAUUGGUCCUCAACCUUUGAGGCUGUGCUCAGUGCUUUAGGUGGAAUACAACAUGUGUAUUGGUGCACCAGUGAGUAGGCUUAAUGGCCCACUGCAUGUACAGUGUGUGCAGUAUGAACAAAAGGCACUUUCUGUUUUUUUUAAUUUUUAAGUGGAGCACAUUUUUGUUCAAAUCUGAAAAAAUACAGGAGGCAUGAAUAUUAUUUAGGUUUUUGUUAACAAUACAAUGGAUAUGUAGGCGUUAUAAAAGUCUUGAGUUGACCAUGCUGAAUGAGAGUAACCGUUGGUAGUGUAAUGUUAUCUCGCUGGGAAAAUGUACAUGUUUAAGAGUGUAUGUCGAUGUGUGUUUUAAUUGACCACGACGACUGUUAAAGCGGGAAUCAGCAGCGGAAACAAUAACAAGAGAAAUGUCGAGAAAUGGGCUGGAGAAAUGUAGCACUCUCAAAGUCAUAGACAGYGCUAUGGAUGCAGGGACAAAAUGAUAGUUCUGACCAUUUACUUCGUUUAACAAACACUGGAGUAAAACAAGCUUAUAUUUUGGUUCUGACGGGGUACGACAGUUGAACUAAGGUCAUGAGGCAUUUGUACGUUGUUCUUCAAGAAUCAAUGGGUACAUAUACAUGUAUAUGUCCAAAAAUGUGUGUAGCUCCUGCAGAUUGCACCUUCAUCUACGGACAGACCAGUUACAGUAUGUAAAUAAUAUUAUACCAAAGCAAUAGGAAUUUCAUACUGUAUUGAGUAAUAAAGACUUUUUGAAAACAA